Molecule: messenger RNA, 2945 nt
Organism: Ictalurus furcatus (blue catfish)
Lineage: Eukaryota; Metazoa; Chordata; Actinopteri; Siluriformes; Ictaluridae
Product: wee1-like protein kinase
Exons: 10
Coding region: 464-2062 (532 amino acids)
Biological process (GO): protein phosphorylation; mitotic cell cycle
Cellular component (GO): nucleus
Molecular function (GO): non-membrane spanning protein tyrosine kinase activity; magnesium ion binding; ATP binding
Source: RefSeq, a predicted model, not a curated record
UCUUAUAUUGAAGUUAAAUCAUUUUUGAUCAUGUUGCUCUGUAAUACUUUUUUUUAAACCAAAUAUUUAUACAAUAUUUGUAAUUUAUAUCAUUUAUAUAUUUACAAUUGAAUUUAUAAUUGGAUUGUUUUUAUCCAAUUGUUUUCCUGAUGCCACGUCAUUAUGUAUAAUCAUGUCUUUGUAUAGUUGAUUGUUCUCUGAUGCACUAUUGUGGUCACGUGAUUGCCCCGCCCACUACCUGUAUCCUUUUUAAAAGCACGCCGCAUUUCAAAUUCACCGUCAGUGCAGAGAGUGAGUACUGUAAGUAUCCAGCGUGGUGAGCUUGGUGCAACAUUUUUGGGGAAACACAUUGUGAGGAAAGGUAGUGUUGACUUCUUGUACACUCAUUUAAUUUAUAUUCUUCUUUUCCUAAGAAUGGAGGAUUUUAUAUCUUAAAUUAGACUCUUUUUUCCCCCUAUUACAGAUGCCCAGGAUGAGACAAGUUCGCCAGCGGUUGAAUUUCACUGCCCUCGAUGAGGAGAGCGGCUGCAGAGGAACCGAAGACGAGCUGAGAUUUUUGCCAUGCCACACGACGUGUGAAGAGUUUCUCAGGAGCAGUCCUGAAUGCUCAGAAUAUGAAAGGAACCUUGAUGAAGACUUUCAGAGCUCGGUACAAUCUCUUGCACUGUCCCCUGCUUACCCGAGACACGUGGAGACUCUGAGAAGUUCAUCAGAUAUCUCACACAGAGACACGUCUCCAUCACUGCAGUGUCUCACCUCCAUCAGAACAUCUUACAGUUUGAAAAGAGAUCAGUCAGUGCAGAAGAAAGAAAGCCUUCAUUCAUCCAUCACUCCAAAAUCCGAGCUAAAGAGACAGGGGAUUAAUAUAAACCCGUUCACUCCAGACUCGCUUCUCAUCCAGACUGUGAGCGCAAAGAGAAACCGCGCCGGAGUACAUCAGAAAGACUCAUGCGAGGACUUUGAAGAGGAAUUCAUUCCUCCAUUAAAGAGAAAGAGCGUUGUGGUGCGUCCGACAUCUCGCUAUAGAUCGGAAUUCUACGAAUUGGAGAAAAUCGGCUCUGGAGAGUUUGGGGCUGUUUUCAAGUGUGUGAAAAGACUUGACGGGUGCAUCUACGCCAUCAAGCGCUCCAAGAGCCCAUUAGCGGGUUCUGUGGAUGAACAAAACGCUCUACGUGAGGUAUACGCCCAUGCCGUCUUGGGACAGCACCCCCAUGUGGUGAGGUAUUACUCUGCAUGGUCGGAAGAUGAACACAUGCUGAUCCAGAAUGAGUACUGCGACGGCGGAACGCUCGAGCAGCUCAUCACGGAGAACCGGAGAACGCAGAAGUUCCUCUCUGAAGCUCGGUUGAAGGAUUUGCUCCUGCAGGUGUCCCGGGGUUUGAAGUACAUCCACUCUGCUUCUCUUGCUCAUAUGGACAUCAAACCAAGUAAUAUAUUUUUAUCGAGGAGAGCGGCUGUUCAUCAUGCAGAUGUCCAUGGAUCAAGUGCAGAUGUCGUGUACAAAAUAGGAGAUCUUAGUCAUGUGACUCAUGUGAACAGACCAAGAGUGGAAGACAGAUCCAGCAGAUUUUUAGCCAAUGAGAUCCUGCAAGAGGACUACAGGAAUCUACCUAAAGCAGAUGUUUUCGCACUGGCACUCACAGUGCUAACUGCCUGUGGGGCAAAAGCGCUCCUGAGGAAUGGGGAAAUGUGGCACGCAAUACUCAGAGGGAAACUUCCAACUGCAGCUCGGGUGCUGUCGGAAGAAUUUCAACAACUUCUUAAGCUCAUGAUUCAUCCGGACCCCGUGAGCAGACCUUCGUCCUCAGCCCUGAGUAAACACGCCGUCCUCCAGCCUGCCUCCAAACUGAGUGCUGACAGCCUGCGCGAGCAGCUUCAUGCACAGAAGUUCAGAAACGCACUGCUACUGAAAGAGCUGAAAGAGAUCCAGUCGUCCACAGCAGCUGCAGAACCGAGCGUCUCUUACAGCACCGUGACCUGCUCCAGUGGAAACAAGUACGACACAUCGUCCAGACUGCUCGGGAAAAAGAUCAACCGCUCAGUUAGUUUAACCAUGUUCUGAUCCGGACCGUUUUAUUUUUGGAAAAACACAUACAUUUGGACCCUUCAAGUUGUAAAAAGUAAAUGAUAUCUUAGUUUACAUGAAAUUUAUGGAAAUAUGUUCAUAAUUGUAUUGCUACACCAUAUGGCCAAAAAUUUGUGGACACCUGACUUUUAAACUCGUAUGAGCUUGUUGAACGUCCCAUUCCAGAUUUAGUCCUCCUUUGCUGUUAUAAUAAGCUCCACUCUUCUGAGAAGGCUUUCCACUAGAUUUUGGAGCGUGGCUGUGGGGAUUUGUGUUCAUUCAGCCACAAGAGCGUUAGUGAGAUCAGGUAUUGAUGUUGGGACGUCGAGGAGGCCCUGUUUCAUUUCAUCCCAAAGGUGUUCAGUCUGGUUGAAGUCAGGGCUCUGUGCAGGACACUCCAAUUCUUCCAGUCCAACCUUAACACAGCAUGUCCUCAUGGAGCUCCUCGCUUUGUGCACAGGGGGUGUCGUCAUGCUGGAACAGAUUUGGGCCUGCCUCUUAAGCUGCUGCAUACAGAGACAUGGUACACUUUGUGGCACACGUUUGGGGAAGACCCAUAUACAGUAUGGGUGUGAUGGUCAGGUGUCCACAUACUUUUGGCCAUGUAGAUGAUAUAUUCUUAGAUAUAUGGUUAAAAUAUAUGCGAGUUAUCUGUAUUAUGUUACAGAUUUUAAAUGUAUGAGUUUCCUGUAUUACAGAUUUAAACUGAUGUGAUUUUCAUAGUGUGAUGAAGAAGCACUUGAACAAAUAAAUUGUUGCACAACCUGCUGCUGAGUUAUUAUUAUUAUUUUGUAAAAUUUGCACAGCCUGUCGAUAGACACUCCUACAGUGCGACGGUAAUUUUAUCUGUGCAUAAUUGCUGCAUAUUUUGAUUGACAGU